AUGGAGAACAGCACUGUUCCCUUUUAUUUUAAUCUCACAAUGUUUGUGAACAUUGGUCAUUACCGCUAUCCAGCCUUUGUUUUUUGCCUCCUACUCUACAGCUUUAUUGUCUCUGCAAAUGUUGUCAUAAUUCUUGUGAUAUCUCGGGAGAGAACACUACAUGAGCCCAUGUAUAUGUUUAUUGCAUGUUUAUGUGUCAACUCUCUGUAUGGUUCUACCGGUUUCUUCCCCAGAUUCCUCGCAGACCUUCUGUCUGAUACUCAUAUGAUCUCACGUCCUGCUUGUUUCACUCAGAUCUUUGUUAUUUACACAUAUGCUUCCUAUGAAAUGACCAUUCUCAGUAUUAUGGCAUAUGAUAGAUAUAUUGCUGUAUGUCAUCCUUUACACUAUCACAGAAGGAUGACCACUAAAACAGUUGUUAAUUUGAUGGCACUGGCUUGGAUUUUUCCAAUCUUAAUUGUUCAAGCAUUAAUUUAUUUGUCUGCCCGGCUUCCUUUAUGUGGUAAUGAGAUACAAAAAGUGUUUUGUGCCAACUGGAAUAUUGUAAAAUUAUCAUGCGUUACCACUGUUGUCAACAACAUUGUAGGUCUGAUUUUGACUAUAACUAUAGCUUACAUUCCGCUUUUUUUCAUCCUGUACACCUAUUUGCAAAUUCUGGUUGUUUGCUGGAAAAGCUCAGAAGAAUUCAAAGGAAAAGUUUUCCAGAGCUGUCUGCCACAUGUUGUUUCAUUUGUGAUUUAUUCUACCACAGCGUUUUGUGAUGUUGCCUUGAGCCGGUUUGAUUUUGCAGAGAUGAAUCCAUUUGUGGCUAUUUUUCUGUCACUGGAGUUUGUCAUCAUUCCUCCUAUUCUGAAUCCUCUCGUGUAUGGCCAUAAAUUACCAGAAAUUAGAAAACACAUUUUAAGGAUGUUAUCAUGGGACAAAAUAAUCUCUUAA
Messenger RNA from Cottoperca gobio, 936 nucleotides. RefSeq names its product olfactory receptor 10J4-like. Gene Ontology annotation, biological process: detection of chemical stimulus involved in sensory perception of smell; G protein-coupled receptor signaling pathway. Lineage: Eukaryota; Metazoa; Chordata; Actinopteri; Perciformes; Bovichtidae. Gene Ontology annotation, molecular function: odorant binding; olfactory receptor activity; G protein-coupled receptor activity. Gene Ontology annotation, cellular component: membrane. Bases 1 to 936 code for a protein of 311 amino acids. The transcript has a single exon. The record is from RefSeq and is a predicted model, not a curated record.